ACCAUUAUUUGAUAUCACUAAUGGUAUAUUUAUUAUUUAAUUUUCUACAUCAAUUUCGAAAGACUUCUAGCAAAUGCUCUGUAUUAGCCGAUAAGAAUUGUCUCAAUGGUUAUCGAUGUUACAUUGCCAAGGUCAUUCAUUGUAGACACAUUUUCUUAAUAAUCGGCAUGAUGGCGUACAAACUUUUCUGCUGUUAUUUUUCCCACGAUGACUAACUGUCCAACGGUACAAAAUAAGAAAAAUUCUUGAUGGGAAUUGACUUUUGCUAUCGAGUAAAAUGAAAAUGUUAUUUCCUGUUUAAAAUGUAAAAUAUUGGACGAACAAAAAAAUCAUCAUUGGCUCAGACAAACUUAUUGCGAAAGCGAAAAUUUGUUAGUGAUUGUUUUUUUUGAUAAAUGAUGUGCUUUUUCCUGAAACAUGUUUCAAUCAAGUGAAAUGAAAAUAAGCUACUUCUUUCGAAAUUUCUUACUUAAAUCUUAUGAUGGAUUGUAACAAAAAUAAGAAGUAUUCUCUUUAGAUAUUUGAAAUGAUUCGAUCAUAUUCCACAUUUUAAUCUCGCACGAAUUGUGCUCAAAGAUUUUUUUUGUCCGAUUCGUGCCAUUUCCACAUAAAAUGACAAUAGAUUUAAGAAAAAACGCAUGACAAUUCAACUUUAUUUAUCUUUUCAUUUUUUUAGUUGUAAAUGUAAAAAGUUUACAAAAAUACUUAUUUCUAUCUCUUAUUCUGCCGAAAAAGGUUAAUUGUACAGCAGAAUAUUACGAUAGUUGAGUAUUAGAAAAGGGCUCAUGUGAUUCUCACAUAGUGCUAAUAUAUGAUUAAAUACACUUUUAUCUCCUCCUCUCAAGUGUGAAACACUCUAGUUUCUAUCAAAAUUGAUUCGAAAAAUAUUCAUUCUUUUUCUGAGUUGAAAAGAAAAAUAAUUUUGCUCUUCAAAAGCUAAUUUUUUGGAGAAAGACGAUUGAAAUCAAUACAUCUUAUGUAGAAAAAAUUUUGAUUUUUGUAUAGAUAUUGAUAUAAGAUUGAGUUUUUUUCAAGACUUAUUUGACAUGAUAAAAUUUACAGGUAGUCAAAGCAUUGAAGCUGAUGUAUAUUUUUUAUAUGCAAAAUGUGCGAGACUAAAAACAUUUUGACGUAUCGGAUAUUUCAACAUAUUAACAAAAAUGUUUCAUCGAUAUGAUCUAUCGCAAACAAUAUGUUAGUGACGAAUACCAUUUGAACGAAUUUCGAUUGUCAGAUAAUUAAAAUCAAAAUAUUCGAUGACAAACAAAGAAUAGAAAAGCAAAAACAAUGAGAAAAUAUAUAUUAACGAUAUAUUUAAGAACGAAUUAGAGUCCCACUGAAGCAGAAUAAAUAUAAGAUAAAAACAAAUUUCCAACGUACAAAAAUUUCUUCGAAAAUAAAAUAAAUUCUUCGAAGACAGUUUUUAUAUGAUUGUGUUUGUAUUUUUCUUUUUAUUGAUAAGAAGAUUAUUACUAUAAAAUUUAAAACGCUAUUCAGAAACUCAAGUGGUCUGAACCGGCUUUUCGCUCAAUGAAAUUAAAAGUUAUCAUCUCGAUAAAGAUCGAUUAGUUUUUCGUACUCAAUUAUAACUUAUUAUUCUCAAAGAUAUGAGUGAAUUGGCGCAUAAAACAUGAAACCAUCUCGUUUCACCCUUAUAUAUGAUGAAAUAUCUUUAGAGCAAAAACUUUGAGAUGAGAAACGCGUCAGUGACGAUGAACGAUAAUAGAAUUGAAAUUGUGCAAUUGAUAGAUAGUUCAAUUGAUCAAUUAAUAAAACCAUAUAAUCGCGAGAAAUUAGUCUCAUAUAUAAAUAUUCGAGACGAGAAAAACACUUCAUAAUCGAUUUAGGUCCAAUCGAUGGUGAGUUUCACUUUCGGAUUUUUCAAAAUUGUUUCAUACGUGUAAAGUUUGUAUCGCUUCGAAGACGAUAUCAUGUGAUAAGCCAGCUAAUAUAAAGAGAUCUUGACACGACAAUGAACGUAAAUGAGGCAUAUGUUCAAUGAGGACGAGAAAUGAAGUCGAUAUAAGAUUAGUGUCAGUUUCUUCUACGUAUAUUGAAUACGAGUGAUGUGACAUUGAUAAAACAUUAAAUAAUUGGAUUAAAUAAUAACAAAUCAACUUGAUGGAUAUAUUUAUCAAAACAGAAAUUGGAUGAUGUGCAUAUUGGUGGCCAAUAAGUAAUCGGACAUACAAGAAUAUUUGAUGUAAAGCGAGGUACCGUAAAGAUAUAUUGCGAAUAUGGACUAUCACAGGCAACAAAUCAGCGCUUUUGUUCAAGUCAGAAUAGUGAACAAAAUGAAUCAAGAAUAUUUUCUUCGGAAAAAUCUGGUAAUGAAUAUGAAAGAUGCAAUCGAAAGCUGAAUAUAGUCAAAUGUGAAACAAGUAAUUCCCAUUUUUGGCCAUUAGUAAGAUCCAGAUAACCUUGUGCAAUAAGUUCGAAAUAAUAUAGAUUAGAUAUCUCAGAUAAAAAUUGCUCCACAUGGAUCAUGGUCUUUUUUUCACCUUAAUUUUUAAAAACAAGGAAUAGGGUGUGGGCGUGGUUGUGGGUGGGUGUGGGCGUGGUUAUGGGUGGGUGUGGGCGUGGUUGUGGGUGGGUGUGGGCGUGGUUGUGGGUUGGUGUGGGUGGGUGUGGGUGAUUGUGGGUGGGUGUGGGUGGGUGUGGGUGUGGGUGAGUGUGAGUGUGGGCGUGGGGUGUGGGUAAGAGGGAAUACUAGACUCAUAUCCACACCUACCAGAGAUGGAACCGGUACCGGUCUGGAUUUUGGAUCGACCGGUCUACCGGCCCAAACCGGUCUACCGGUCUAUAGGGUGUCCAGAAAAUGACUAGAGUUAGAAAAAAUUGCAUAUCUCUCUGCUACGGCUCGAGCAAACAGGCUGAUUUUUCUACCAAUAAUAGAAGCAUGUUCACACUUUAAAUCCAUACAGACAAGAUUAGAAAGAGCCUUUGUUAAGUACCACCAACGACCUCAACAAAAAAAUUUUACUUUUUCACAGAUAAGAAAAAAAACAAUAGACUUAACAAAGAAUCUCUCUAGGCAUGUCUUUAUGAGUAUAAAGCUUGGACAUGCCUCUAUCAAUGAUAAAAGAAUCAGCUCUUUUGCUCGAGCCAUAGUGAAGAUAUUCAAUUUUUUUGCGGCAAAGUGACUUUUGCGCUACUCCGUAUAGUGUUCUUUUCCUAUCUGUGAAAGAGUAAAAUUUUUUUUGUUGAGGUCGUUGGUGGUACUUAACAAAGGCUCUUUCUAAUCUUGUCUGUAUGGAUUUAAAGUGUGAACAUGCUUCUAUUAUUGGUAGAAAAAUCAGCCUGUUUGCUCGAGCCGUAGCAGAGAGAUAUGCAAUUUUUUCUAACUCUAGUCAUUUUCUGGACACCCUAUAUACUGGUCUAUAUUUUUCACUUUCCUGCUCUAUGAUUGUAUUCAAGGUACGAAGGUAACCCACCAAAGAGUUCACUGCACAAGAUUUCAUUUUAAGCUUCAGCCUGUUGUCUGUAUAUCGAUAUUUUAUCGAUAGGUCGGGUUUUCCUGAUAAACUGGCGUAUCACCAGUAUCCUGUCACUAUCGGUAGACCGGUCAAACCGGUAUACCGGCCGGUCCGGUCUACCUUUCUCCAGACCCGCACCGGUACCGGUCUGAAAAAAGGUAGACCGGUUCCAUCUCUGACACCUACACCCACAGCCACACCCACAUCUACACCCACCCACACCCAUCGCUCGCAUCUAUCGGGUUGGCGCAUAAGUUCUGCACGUUUGGAUCAGUAGAAUUAUAUCGCCAAUAUAAAACUACAUUUUAAGGAAAGUAAUUAUAUAUUCUAAUAGCGCUCGGAAUUCUCUAUCACCCUAUAUAUUUAAGUCGUGACUUGCAUUUAUUUGCUGAAAAAUAUUUCGAGUGCACCGAAGACACCCUCACCCUCAUUGACAAUGUUCGAAACAUUUCUCAGAAAAUAAGUUCAAGCCAACACUGAAUAUACAGGAUGAUAGAGCAUUUCAAGAGCUCUCAGAAUAUACAAUUACUUUUCUAAAAAAAUGGAUUACAGUAUAGAUAAAAAUUUUAAAAACAUAUGAAAAAGGAACAAAAAAUGAAGUUCGUGGAAAUCUGCGGGUGAGGGUGUCUUCAGUGUACUCGAAAUAUUUUUCAGCAAAUAAGUGCAAGUCACGACUUAAAUAUAUAGGGUGAUAGAGAAUUCCGAGCGCUAUUAGAAUAUAUAAUUACUUUCCUUAAAAUGUAGUUUUAUAUUGGCGAUAUAAUUCUACUGAUCCAAACGUACAGAACUUAUGCGCCAACCGGAUACGAACAACUAUACCUUACACCCUCGUUUCCUUUUCUAAUCAUUCUUAACACACAACUAAAAGUCUGAUAUACGGUGCUCAAUGCAUCCGUGCGCAAUUCUCCUAGUGCGCAACUUUCCGUGUGCAUCUGUCUGGAGGGUGGGGGUGUGGGUGUGGGUUCUAAACCUUUCUUCACUUACACCCACACAUCCAUACACCCACACCCACACCCAUACCCAUACCCACACCCACACACUCACACCCACACCCACACCCAUACCCACACCCACACACUCACACCCACACCCACACCCACCCACACCCACACCCACACCCCUUUUUUGCUUAAACGAAUAAUAGUGUUCUAAACUGAAACAUUCCUAUAAGUUAAUUAACUGAGCAUUAUGAUCUGAUUCGAUAUAGUCAUAAUGAAUAUUUAUUUUUCUCAGAAGACGAUUUUACAGUAUCUAUUAAUCGACAAAAUUUAAACAGUGAAUAUAUAUAUAUACGCUUCUUGGUCAUUAUCGUGCACAUUAUAAAUCAAUUCGUGCAUUAUUUUUUGGUUUAACACCUGAUGAUAAUCAACCAAUAUUAAUUACAAUUGAUAAAACAAAAAAAUUAAUUAAUUUUCUUUUCCUUUAAUUUUAAUAUUUAAAAUUAAAAUUCUUUUUUGAUUUCUCGGGUGCUGUUCGUAUUUUAGUUGAAUAUGAUUUAAAUGGAAGUGAAACUGAUCAUCUUGUUUUAAAUUCAUCAAUACGUAUUGAAAAAAUAGCUGAGCCGAUGUCAGCUUAUUAUUAUCCAUCAUCAUUAACAAAAGAAUCAUUUAUUGUUACAGUUAAUAAUGAAUAUAAAUAUAAAUUAUAUAAUUCUGAUACAAAAAUGUGUCGAAAAACAAUUUUAGAUCCAACAUUUGGUUCACCAUUACAUAAAAUAGGAAUGCUAUCAAAAUUAGGUGAAAAUUCUAUUGAAAAAUAUAUUUAUUUUAUGACAACAGAUAAAAUAGGUCUUCAACGUUUACCAUUAACUGGUGAUCCAUAUGAUCAAAUGGCACAUGUUACAUGUUAA
This is a messenger RNA of Rotaria sordida, 5325 nucleotides long. Lineage: Eukaryota; Metazoa; Rotifera; Eurotatoria; Philodinida; Philodinidae. The record is from the annotation of a GenBank genome assembly.